Neomonachus schauinslandi (Hawaiian monk seal) is the source of this 2898-nucleotide messenger RNA. RefSeq names its product catenin alpha 2 (gene CTNNA2). Bases 1 to 2898 code for a protein of 965 amino acids. Gene Ontology annotation, molecular function: cadherin binding; actin filament binding; beta-catenin binding. NCBI's taxonomy places the organism in Eukaryota, Metazoa, Chordata, Mammalia, Carnivora, Phocidae. Gene Ontology annotation, biological process: cell-cell adhesion; cell migration. The record is from RefSeq and is a predicted model, not a curated record. The transcript is spliced from 19 exons. Gene Ontology annotation, cellular component: actin cytoskeleton; catenin complex; adherens junction.
AUGACUUCGGCAACUUCACCUAUCAUUUUAAAAUGGGACCCCAAAAGUUUGGAAAUACGGACACUAACAGUGGAGAGGCUUUUGGAGCCACUUGUUACACAGGUGACAACCCUUGUCAACACAAGCAACAAAGGCCCAUCUGGUAAAAAGAAAGGGAGGUCAAAGAAAGCCCAUGUACUGGCUGCCUCUGUAGAACAAGCCACUCAAAACUUCCUGGAUAAGGGUGAACAGAUUGCUAAGGAGAGUCAAGAUCUCAAAGAAGAAUUGGUCGCUGCAGUUGAGGAUGUACGCAAACAAGGCGAGACAAUGCGCAUCGCCUCUUCAGAGUUUGCUGAUGACCCGUGCUCAUCGGUGAAGCGUGGCACCAUGGUGCGGGCGGCGAGGGCUUUGCUCUCAGCUGUAACACGCUUACUCAUCCUGGCGGACAUGGCGGAUGUCAUGAGACUUUUAUCUCAUCUGAAAAUUGUGGAAGAGGCCCUGGAAGCUGUCAAAAAUGCUACAAAUGAGCAAGACCUUGCAAAUCGCUUUAAAGAGUUUGGGAAAGAAAUGGUGAAACUUAACUAUGUAGCAGCAAGAAGACAACAGGAGCUGAAGGACCCCCACUGCCGGGAUGAGAUGGCCGCCGCCCGAGGGGCUCUGAAGAAGAACGCCACAAUGCUGUACACGGCCUCCCAAGCCUUUCUCCGCCACCCGGAUGUUGCUGCCACGAGAGCCAACCGAGAUUAUGUGUUCAAACAAGUCCAGGAGGCCAUCGCUGGCAUCUCCAAUGCUGCCCAGGCUACCUCGCCCACCGAUGAAGCCAAAGGCCAUACGGGCAUCGGGGAGCUGGCUGCAGCUCUGAACGAGUUCGAUAAUAAGAUAAUCCUGGACCCCAUGACGUUCAGCGAGGCCAGAUUCCGGCCGUCGCUCGAGGAGAGACUGGAGAGCAUCAUCAGCGGCGCGGCGCUCAUGGCAGACUCGUCCUGCACGCGCGACGACCGGCGGGAGAGGAUCGUGGCUGAGUGCAACGCCGUCCGGCAGGCGCUCCAGGACCUGCUCAGCGAGUACAUGAACAACCAAAGAUGGGGCACCUGGGUGGCUCAGUCGUUAAGCACUGGAAGAAAAGAAAAAGGAGAUCCUCUAAACAUUGCAAUUGAUAAGAUGACCAAGAAAACAAGAGACCUAAGGAGACAGCUUCGGAAAGCAGUGAUGGAUCACAUAUCUGAUUCUUUCUUGGAAACCAAUGUCCCUUUGCUAGUUCUCAUUGAGGCUGCAAAGAGUGGGAAUGAGAAGGAAGUGAAGGAAUAUGCCCAGGUUUUCCGUGAGCAUGCCAACAAGCUGGUGGAGGUUGCCAACUUAGCCUGUUCCAUUUCCAACAAUGAGGAAGGGGUAAAAUUAGUCCGGAUGGCAGCCACCCAGAUUGACAGCCUGUGUCCCCAGGUCAUCAAUGCUGCUCUCACACUGGCUGCCCGACCACAGAGCAAAGUUGCUCAGGACAACAUGGAUGUCUUCAAAGACCAGUGGGAGAAGCAGGUCCGAGUGCUGACAGAAGCUGUGGAUGACAUCACCUCAGUGGAUGACUUCCUUUCUGUCUCAGAGAAUCACAUCUUGGAGGAUGUGAACAAGUGUGUGAUAGCCCUCCAAGAAGGGGACGUGGACACCCUGGACCGGACCGCAGGGGCCAUCAGGGGCCGGGCAGCUCGAGUGAUACACAUCAUUAAUGCUGAGAUGGAGAAUUAUGAAGCUGGUGUUUAUACUGAGAAGGUUCUGGAAGCUACAAAAUUGCUCUCUGAGACAGUGAUGCCACGCUUUGCCGAGCAAGUAGAGGUUGCUAUUGAAGCCCUGAGUGCCAACGUCCCUCAACCAUUUGAAGAGAAUGAGUUCAUUGAUGCCUCUCGCCUAGUGUAUGAUGGUGUUCGAGACAUCAGAAAAGCUGUGCUGAUGAUCAGGACCCCAGAAGAACUAGAGGAUGAUUCUGACUUUGAACAGGAAGAUUACGAUGUGCGCAGCCGGACAAGUGUUCAGACUGAGGACGACCAGCUCAUUGCGGGACAGAGUGCACGGGCCAUCAUGGCGCAACUACCGCAGGAGGAGAAGGCAAAAAUAGCUGAGCAGGUGGAGAUAUUCCACCAAGAGAAAAGCAAGCUGGAUGCCGAAGUGGCCAAAUGGGAUGACAGCGGCAAUGAUAUAAUUGUGCUGGCCAAGCAGAUGUGUAUGAUCAUGAUGGAAAUGACAGACUUCACAAGAGGCAAAGGCCCAUUGAAAAAUACAUCUGAUGUUAUUAAUGCUGCCAAGAAAAUCGCUGAAGCAGGUUCUCGAAUGGACAAAUUAGCUCGCGCUGUGGCUGAUCAGUGUCCUGAUUCAGCAUGUAAGCAGGAUUUAUUAGCCUACCUUCAACGAAUUGCCUUGUAUUGCCAUCAGCUUAAUAUCUGCAGCAAGGUGAAGGCAGAAGUACAGAAUCUGGGAGGAGAGCUCAUUGUGUCAGGGACAGGAGUUCAGAGCACUUUCACUACCUUUUAUGAGGUAGAUUGUGAUGUCAUAGAUGGGGGCAGGGCUAGUCAACUUUCUACCCACCUCCCAACCUGUGCUGAGGGAGCUCCGAUCGGGAGUGGAAGCAGUGAUUCCUCCAUGCUGGACAGUGCCACAUCACUCAUCCAGGCAGCCAAAAACCUGAUGAAUGCUGUUGUCCUUACGGUGAAAGCAUCCUAUGUGGCCUCAACCAAAUACCAGAAGGUCUAUGGGACAGCAGCUGUCAACUCACCAGUUGUGUCUUGGAAGAUGAAGGCUCCAGAGAAGAAGCCCCUUGUGAAGAGAGAAAAGCCUGAAGAAUUCCAGACACGAGUCAGACGAGGUUCCCAGAAGAAACACAUUUCGCCUGUACAGGCUUUAAGUGAAUUCAAAGCAAUGGAUUCAUUCUAG